AAUUGUUUGAUUUAUAAAUAAAUAACAUUUUCAUUGCAUUUAUGAUUAAUUAAUCAAAUAUUUGGCACAAUAUUUGCAUUUCAAUUAAUCAUCAAUUGAUUGAUUAAAAGGACAAUUGAUUUGAUAAUCAAAGCAAACGCUUAAUUUGAGAUCAAAAUAUCUGUGAAAAUGUCUGCAAAACUGUUUGGUUAUGUGUCUCACUCUUCAGCCAAAGCAUCGUUGGUCUCGACAUUAAGAGCCAAUCGAUUGUCUCUUUUGACGAACAAUCACUUCCGAUGCCUAUCGACGGCCCGUCGGACUCACGUGAACUAUGAGGUGAAGGACGGCAUAGCUGUGGUUCGCUUCGACUCUCCCAACCAAAGAGUUAACAGUCUUUCGCGUGAAGUCAUGAAAGACGCCGAAGAGGUGUUCAAUGAGAUCUCCAGUUCCAGCGCAGCCGGCGUUGUCUUGAUAUCCGGCAAAACAGACUGUUUUAUAGCCGGCGCCGACAUAUCAAUGCUUGAGAGAUGCAAAUCAGCCCAAGAGAUAGAAGAGCUCUCGAGGGGUGGACACGAGUUCCUGAACCGAAUCGCCAAUAGUCCCAAACCUGUAGUCGCAGCCAUUAUGGGCUCAUGUCUUGGAGGAGGUCUUGAAGUGGCUCUCGCCUCGCACUAUAGGAUUGCCGUUACGGACAAGAAAACAAAUUUAGGAUUACCUGAAGUCAUGUUAGGUCUGCUUCCGGGCGGUGGAGGAACUCAGCGAUUGCCUCAACUCAUCAAUGUUCCCGACUCUUUGGAUAUGAUGCUGACCGGGAAGAUGGUUAAGGCGGAUAAGGCCCGCAAACUGGGUCUCGUCGACCAAGUGGUUAUGGGACUUCUUCGCUCUGCAAUUGGCGUUAGUUUUAUUAGAGACAAGAUUUUUGAUAAGGCGAGGGCUCAGGUCAUGAAAUUGACAAAUGGCUUAUAUCCCGCUCCCCUUAAGAUCAUAGAAGUAGUGAAAACUGGUUUAGAAAAAGGACAGCCGUCUGGAACUGAAGCCGAGAUAAAAGGUUUCGGAGAACUGAGUCAAACUCCUCACUCGAAGGCAUUGAUAGGUCUAUUCCACGGACAGACACUCUGCAAGAAAAAUAAAUUCGGAAAACCUGCCAAAGUGCCCAAGACAUUGUCCCAUAACCCACGGCCGGAUUACCCGCGGCCAUAUCGUGUUCAUAGACAACUAUUCCCGAUAUCUUGUCGAAUUGACACAAAAGUCAAACGAAAGCGACUGACUUUUACCGAAAGGGAUAACUAUAUGGCAAACUUGAAUACAUCUCUAGACUACAGAAACUUCGAUAAAGUCGAUGUCGUCAUUGAAGCCGUUUUUGAAGACCUGAAAAUCAAGCACAAAGUGGUACAAGAAGUGGAAAAACAUAUCCGCGACGACUGUAUCUUUGCGUCGAACACGUCUGCCCUUCCCAUCACUAAAAUAGCCGAAGGCUCGUUUUCUGGGCUCUUAAACUUUCUCCGGAGUCGCCGCCGUCACCGGCAACCUCUCAAACAGGGAAAGGUUGUGAUUGUGGUUAAGGACGGACCGGGUUUUUACACGACAAGAAUUUUGGCGCCCGUUAUGUCCGAAGCCAUGAGAUUAAUGCAGGAGGGGAUCACUCCUAAAGAAUUGGAUUCACUCACGCGAUCGUUUGGCUUCCCUGUGGGUGCGGCCACUCUUAUAGAUGAGGUGGGAAUAGACGUGGCCGCACAUGUAGCCGAGGAUCUCGGCAAAGUGUUUGGUGAAAGGUUUGCCGGCGCCAACAUGGAGGUGCUCAAAGAAAUGGUUGUUUCUGGGUUUACAGGAAGAAAAGGAGGGAAAGGUUUCUAUGUUUACGAAUCUGGAGUUAAGGACAGAAAGCUUAACGAUAAAGCACUAGAAAUACUCAAAAAAUAUCACAUUUCACCCAAACAUAAGUGUACCCCCGAAGAACAUCAGAUGAGACUCGCUGUCAGGUUUGCCAAUGAAGCUGUCCUUUGUUUACAAGAAGGCAUUCUCGAGAAUCCGCUCGAGGGAGACAUCGGCGCCGUUUUCGGUUUAGGAUUCCCGCCGUUUUUGGGCGGACCCUUCCGUUACUUGGAUUCGUUUGGCGCCAAUAAAGCGGUCGAUUGGAUGAAGAGAUUCACCGAUGAUUACGGCCCAGUCAAGUUCGGGACGGUCGAUAACUAG
Messenger RNA from Oppiella nova, 2172 nucleotides. The record is from the annotation of a GenBank genome assembly. NCBI's taxonomy places the organism in Eukaryota, Metazoa, Arthropoda, Arachnida, Sarcoptiformes, Oppiidae.